Molecule: messenger RNA, 2079 nt
Organism: Stomoxys calcitrans (stable fly)
Lineage: Eukaryota; Metazoa; Arthropoda; Insecta; Diptera; Muscidae
Gene: Pcyt1
Product: choline-phosphate cytidylyltransferase B
Exons: 6
Coding region: 461-2005 (514 amino acids)
Biological process (GO): CDP-choline pathway
Molecular function (GO): choline-phosphate cytidylyltransferase activity; phosphatidylcholine binding
Source: RefSeq, a predicted model, not a curated record
AGGAAUUUAAUAAACUUCGUCGUUCCAACUUUUGAGUGUUUCAUAGUUAGUGUAUAUGUUUUCACUUUUGGUUCAGCAUAUCUUUGAAAAGAUCAACAGCGAUUCGUUAGUGUGCAGUUAAAAUUAUAAAUAAUUUUGGCAAGUUAACAUCCGAAAAAUAUACAGUGAAUAAUACAUAACAUCGUACGAUAUAUAAGUGCAGUCAUUUCCGAACACACAUACAUACGAACAUUGAUUUUUAGCCAAAAGUACUUUGAUUAUGCUGCUUAAAAAGAAUAUUUCGUUUGCUGGAAAUAUUGUCGAUUCGCCAAGAUAUUGAAAACGGAUUUGGAUAUUUUUUAGGGACAUUCUGGAAGAAAAACUAAAUUAAAAACGAGAAGAUAUAAGUUUUUCUCGUUUGCCAAGUUGGCUGUAUUUUUUUUUUGUUCCGUAAUUUUUUGCUGGCCUUGAACGCAUUGCAAUGGCAUCAUCCUCAAUAAUUUCAAAUAAUCCAAUAUCAACACAUAGCAAACCAGCAAAAACCGUUAAUGGUACCAAAGCAACUUCAACGACAAACGCAACACAUUUGACACGCAAACGCUCAUACGAGACCGCUUUAACAACGGCGUCAAAGAAUACAGCUACCACAACGGAGACGGAAGUUUUUGAAUCACAACAGCAAAGCAAAUCUAUGAAGCCUCCUUCAUCCAAUGAGAAUUUGUUGUCCCCAGAGGAUUCUGCACGAAGUGGGACCCCAUCAAAAGAUUUUACGCGCACAAUUUCACAACACGAACCAGAAGAAGCUGGAAAUGACAUAUUGGCAGCUGCUGCCAAAGCCAUUGCCGAAACACCCAGCAGUCCUGUGAAAAAGAAAUAUGUGCCGCCUAAAUCUUUACAAAAUAUUCCCAGCGUUAGCAGUGGUAGUUCCGACAUACAGACCAUAUGUAAACCGGCACCUUUCUCUACCGAUGAAGAAGCUGUAUGUGAACGGGAAAGAUGUGACUACACUCAAAAGAUUACCUACCAAAUGGCUCGCAGCGGUCAGGCUAACAGAAGAGUCCGAGUUUAUGCUGAUGGUAUCUAUGACUUGUUUCAUCAAGGACACGCAAGACAAUUAAUGCAGGCGAAAAAUAUAUUCCCUAACGUUUAUUUAAUUGUCGGCAUUUGCAAUGAUGAACUGACGCAUGAGAUGAAAGGCAGAACAGUAAUGAACGAUUUUGAGCGUUAUGAAGGUGUUCGACAUUGUCGAUACGUCGACGAGAUUGUCGCAGAUGCACCGUGGACACUGUGUGAUGAAUUUAUAACUGCCAAUAAAAUCGAUUUCGUAGCGCAUGAUGACAUUCCAUAUACGGGAGAAGGUACUGAUGAUAUAUAUGGGUGGCUGAAGGCUAAAGGCAUGUUUGUUGCUACCGAAAGAACCGAGGGUGUGUCUACUUCUGAUAUCGUAGCUAGAAUUGUGAAGGAUUACGACUUGUACGUACGACGAAAUCUUGCGCGUGGAUACUCGGCCAAAGACCUUAAUGUGUCGUUUUUGUCUGAAAAAAAGUUUCGUUUGCAAAAUAAAAUGGAUGAGUUAAAGGAUCGUGGUCGACGUGAACUGACAAAAGUCAAAGGAGACAUAAUAACUAAAUGGGAAGAGAAAUCGCGCGAAUUUAUUGAUGCUUUUCUAUUGCUCUUCGGAAGGGAUCGUCUAAAUCAUUUAUGGAACGAGUCGAAGGGAAAGUUGAUUCAGGCACUUAGUCCACCUGGUAGUCCCAGUGGAUCGGUUAAUGGUGAUUUUCUCGAUUACGACGAUGAUGAGGAUGAUAUCGAUGACGACGAGGCUUUGGAGGAUGAUGUAGCCGCCUCAAGAGGUUCAAGCGAUAACAAUGGUUCUGAAAGUAAUAUGCACAUGGAACAUUCUCCCCGUGGUAGACGUACAUACCAUCGACGUGUCGUGGACAGUCCCACGAUGUUGAACAAAAACCUUCAGCACUCUCCGGAAGACGAUGAUGAGGACAUUGAAGUUGAGCGUAUAACUAAUUGAAUUCAUAUUAUUAGAUUAAACAAUUCCACUGAGAAUAGAGUUUAUUAAACAAAAUAAAUUCAAAACAAUCCAAA